This is a messenger RNA of Lycium ferocissimum, 903 nucleotides long. RefSeq lists its product as uncharacterized. The record is from RefSeq and is a predicted model, not a curated record. The annotation marks the transcript as partial. NCBI's taxonomy places the organism in Eukaryota, Viridiplantae, Streptophyta, Magnoliopsida, Solanales, Solanaceae. The transcript is spliced from 2 exons.
AUUGAAUUAAAAAAUCACUACCAGAUUUGUGUAUAUUUUCAGGAGAAGAAGAAGAAGCAAAAAAGCCAGUUAGAUAAAGUGUUAGAGAAAGCAGCAAUGAGAGACAAAACAGUGAUAAUAACAGCUCUAAAUGCAGCAUGGACAGAGCCAAACUCCAUAUUUGAUAUUUUCUUGAAAAGCUUUAGAGUUGGAAACCAAACAAAACCACUUUUGAAACAUGUAUUAGUUGCAGCUUUGGACCAAACUGCAUAUACUCGUUGUUUGGAGAAACAACUUCAUUACUAUGCACUCACUACAAAAGGUGUUGAUUUCUCUGGUGAGGCUCUUUACAUGAGUGAGGAUUAUUUCAAGAUUACGUGGAGGAAAAUUUAUUUUCAGCGUAUUGUCCUUGAGAUGGGAUAUAACUUCAUUUUCACGGAUGCUGAUAUAUUGUGGUUUCGACAACUUUUUGUACAUUUUUAUCCGGACGCCGAUUUCCAAAUUUCAUGUGACCAUUACUCGUACGACUAUAUGAACUUGAACAAUUCACCAAAUUCCGGUUUUCACUAUGUCAAAUCAAAUCAACGAACCAUCAAAUUUUACAAAUUUUGGUACAAUGCAAGAGAGGCUCAUCCAGGAAAACACGAUCAAGAUGUACUCAACAUGAUUAAACUCAAUCCAUUUAUUAAAGAUGUUGGAUUGAAAAUAAGGUUUUUGGACACAGCUCUAUUUGGGGGAUUUUGUGAGCCUAGCAAAGAUCUCAAUUUUGUUUGUACAAUGCAUGCGAAUUGUUGUAUAGGAAUUGACAAUAAAAUGCAUGACUUAACAAUGGCGCUUGAUGAUUGGGAAAAGUAUAUGGCUUUACCUGGUGAUGAAAGGAUGUCAAAGCCACAAACUUGGACUGUCCCAAGAAUCAGUGGUUAA